This is a messenger RNA of Zymoseptoria tritici IPO323, 3769 nucleotides long. Its product is annotated as SNF2 family DNA-dependent ATPase domain-containing protein. Gene Ontology annotation, molecular function: ATP binding; ATP-dependent chromatin remodeler activity. The record is from RefSeq and is a predicted model, not a curated record. Lineage: Eukaryota; Fungi; Ascomycota; Dothideomycetes; Mycosphaerellales; Mycosphaerellaceae. The coding region runs from base 10 to 3573 and encodes 1187 amino acids. The transcript has 4 exons.
CUCCCGGAUAUGAACGACUAUCUCGCAUUGGGCUGUCUCUGCUUCAAAGUUUUCUCACCACUUGACGAUGAAGAAAGCUCAGUAUGGCAGGAAGAGUCCAUCGACGGUCUCGCAUCGAGGUGUCCGUCACUCGUCGCCACGAAUACCGCUCGUCUGCUUGGAGCCGGAUGGAUUCGCCUAGAGUCAAGACGAUGUGCGGAACGACCACAAUGGAUGGUACUGCGGGUAUACGUGCUGUUUCAUGACGCGGGUCACUCCAAGGUUGGCCGUACCAAUACCGCGAUGCUAGCCGCCCUCGAUGCUAUUGCGCGAGAAGUCGACAUCAGCCCACACACUUGGCAGGGCUCUUACGUCCCAGGCCAUGAACAGCGCUUCGAUGUGUACGCAUCGCGAGAUGAUCAGGACCCCAGCUUGUACUUUCUAUUCAAUACUCUUCCCUCUCCUUCCCCUGCGGAGCGGCUCAACGAUAUCGCUGGUAAAUAUGCCAGAGAAGCUCUUGAAGACCUAUUGGACGAAACCACAACGCUGGAGGGACUCAAGACAGAUCUCUUCCCUUACCAGCGUCGCUCGGCCGGUGCCAUGCUCUGUCGUGAGGCUGUCCCUGGUGCUAUUCUCGAUCCACGCCUGGAAGCCCGCACCGCUCCCGAUGGAUCGACCUUCUACUACUCUGCGAGGGAUUGUCGUUUCCUUCGAGACCCUAUAACAUUCGAAGCCUGCCGUGGGGGUAUUCUGGCCGAGACCAUGGGACUGGGGAAGACAGUCAUAUGCCUGUCACUGCUGCUCGCCACCCGGCAUCAUCUGCCAUCCCUUCCAGUCUUGUACGCUGGCACGCCAGUGCGACCGAGCGUUGCAAGCCUAAUCGAUAUGGCUGUCUCUGCCGUGAAUCGGCAGUCAAUCCCGUGGCGGAUCGAGUUCGACAGAAUCCGUCAAUCGACCGGAGAUGAAAUGACAAGCUGCGCGUCAAAGCUUCGUGAGAGCACUCCUAGCUACGACAUCCCCCCAAGUCUGCGCAACCGGACAACGACUUCUCCGUCGCCACAGUGCAUGCUGCUCACCAGCGCCACCCUCAUCGUUGUCCCUCGCAACCUCUGUUCGCAAUGGCAAUCGGAGAUACUAAAGCACGUAGAGCCAGGUGCUCUGAAUGUACUUGUGAUGGAUGAUCUCAAAAGAGCUCUCCCUUCGGCGAAGGCUCUCUGCUCUUACGAUGUCAUCCUGUUCUCUCGCAAUCGGUUUGAUCUUGAAAGCAAGCAUGGGACAGAUGGACACGGGCGGCGCAUCGCCAGAACGCCGUUGGUAUGUACAUGUCCGUAUAUCGGAGCAUCCCGAACACGGGACUGUCACUGUCUGCGGGAGGACAUGCUCUACCAGUCGCCUCUCAAGAACUUGCAUUUCAAGCGCCUUAUCGUCGACGAGGGUCAUUCAUUCUCUCAGAUCAAUACCAACGCCGUUGUUGUGGCCACGCAGCUUGUGACGGCAGAGAAUCGCUGGCUAGUCUCCGGUACGCCGGCGAAGGAUCUUCUGGGUGUCGAAGUCGACCUGUCUAGCUUGGAAUUUAAGGAUCACCAAUCAAUGUUGGAACAGAGACGCCACUUCGACCCCUUAUACGACCGCUCCGGUGCGAUAGACAAUUUGGGUGCUAUCGCAGGCAGUUUCCUGAAGAUUCAACCAUGGGCGCCCGACUCUUUACGCCACAGCGUAUCGUUCAAGGAGCACAUCUACAGACACGAAGAUAGCCGACGCCUUACAUACUCGGGUUUCUCGAGGUGCUUUCAGAAGACACUGGAAUCCAUGGUUAUCAAGACUCAGCCCAAGGACGUAGAGAUCACGCUACCUCCCUUGAGUCAUACGAUCGUUCGAUUACAGCCUUCCUUUUACGACAAACUGACGAGCAACUUGUUCACACUCGUUCUGACGGCCAAUGCGGUAACAUCGGAGCGUACUGAUGCAGACUAUUUGUUUCACAAGAACAGCCACAAGGAGCGUGUGGCACUCGUGUCAAAUGUUCGGCAAAGCUCAUUUCACUGGGCCGGUUUUGAUGAAGCUGAUGUCCGAGCAACGGCUGACACUAGUAGAGGCUAUCUCACGAAAGAUCAGACCAACUGUGCCAUGGAGGACCGCGAGCUACUCUUACAGACCAUGGAGAUGGCGGAAGUGCCUGCAUUGAGCUCGGAAGGCUGGAAAGCAAUGAGUCGAUGUCACGAGCUGGGAAUUGUGGUUGAGAACUGGCCUGACGAGAGUGCAAGCCACUGGUCUUUUGAGCAGUCGUCAGACUCGUCACGUAUCCUCACCGGGAUAUCGCAGCUGCUAGAUGCGCAACGCUUCGUGAAUACGCGCUGUGCGCAGACAGAUCCUGGAGAGGGUCUAGCCGGCGCUGGCAUCAAAGCACUUGCAUCCGCGCGCCGGCGCUCGCCUUCACAACCCAAGGUCGUACAGCAAGCGGCUCAGCGAUUGACAAAGUCAGGCAUACCAAGUUCGAGCCUCGGUGACGAGCCGGCUCUCAAGAAGCGCCGUUUACUGAGCAGUAAAGACCCACGGCCAGCAACGCUGUCUCUGCGGGUACCCAAACAUCAAAGGAAGCAGGCUUCCGACGCACUCGAAAGGGAAGAGGAAAGUCUCCCAAUAGACUCGCCCUACGCACGAGGUCGUGUCGUCGGUACAACUUCCGCGAAGAUGUCCUAUCUGAUUUCCUACAUUUUGAAACACCAUCAGGAAGAGAAGAUUCUGGUGUUCUACGAAGGUGAUUCACUGGCCUUCUUCAUAGCGCAAAUGCUGGAACUGCUAAACAUCAAGCACGACAUCUACGCCAGAUCACUUCGGUCUGACCUGCAAAGCGAAUAUGUGGUACGAUUCAACGAGACGCCGGACGUUCGGGUGCUACUGAUGGACGUCAAAUGCGGAGCUCACGGCCUUAACCUUUGCUCUGCAUCGAGAGUGAUAUUCGUCAACCCCGUAUGCCGUCCGUCCGUAGAAGCACAGGCAAUCAAGCGUGCGCACCGGAUAGGCCAGACUCGCGCAGUCCAUGUUGAAACUCUGGUCUUAGCCGGGACCAUUGAAGAGGGCAUGCUGGAGCGUGCCCAGCGUAUGACCAAUGCGGAACACAUUGAAGCCAAGACACUCGAAGAUGAUGGGGGCAUUCGUGAGAUCAUUCAGAACGCGCGGUGCCUCCCGAUUACCAGAGAAGAAGUGAAGAGUACCUGCUCAAUGGCCGCGCUGGAUGUGCCACAACAGCUCUGGGGGCGGCCGGGCUGGAGCAGGGGUUCUACAGUACCUCAGACGGCAGUGCUCCCAUCCGCCGUCGGCCCAACGCACGAAUAUGGCAAGUUGUGCCCCAAGCAAACCAGUUCACGGGAGGGACCACCGAAGAAGCGAGCGAGAUUUGGUCCCCUAACGUUCGACGAGCGAGCUACUGAGCCGGCGGGCUCAGAAGCAAUGUCCACGGCCUCUGCGGACGAGAGACCUGCUCAGUGGGUGGAGGAGGGCGACGAUUCGAGCCAUGCCGCGCCAGGAGUAACCAGACCCGCAACAGCACCAAAUGCGGACGACCUUUGGCUGAGUUUGAAAGGCCUUGAUUGAGCAUGUCAGAAGACACGGCGACGGAGCAAGAAUUUGGCAUGGCAUACACGAGCAUAGAUGUUGCAUUCCCAGCGGCGUUUCGUGGGUAGCAUUCAUUCUCGAAUCUCAUAAAGGUGACCUAUGAUGCCUAUACCCACCUGCUCCUGUCCUUGUUCAUAUAAUGUACAUACAGCGUCUAGGGUUGGGGAUUUACAGC